AAACUAGUACCCUGCUUAGUUGUCAUUCUGCUCUAAUUAAGAGUAGGGUGUAACCUCAGUCAAAUAUAUAUCUGAAAAGAUUCUCUGGGAACGUAGUAUAAAUGUACAUGUCCCUACCUGCUCUGUACUCACAAGACAACAUUACCACAGUCCUUGCACUAGAUUUUAGAAGUUUUAGAAAUUGCAGUAGAAGGUUCCGAUCGACAUUAGUCCAACAGAAUGGAGGCGAAGUGCGCAGCUAUCUGGAGCUCGGUCGAUGGGAGGAGCGAGGAGUCUGAGAUGAUUGCUCACCUGCAGUCCAUGUUCUGGAGCAACAGUGAUGCUGCUGUCAACCUUUGCCCUCCAAACACCAGUGCCAAUUCUUGUGUUACAGCUAGCACAGUGCACAGUAAUUUGUUCCUUCCUCUUGACAUGGAGAGCCAUGUUGUCACAACGCCAAUGGUUAACACUGGCAUGGACCUAUGCCUUGAUCACCGGCAUCAGACCGUUACUGGUCACAAGAGGACAUCCCAUAUGGAUGAGCAGAUCAAGAGAACUAGCAAGAAAUCCCGGACAGUUCCCUCGGUAUCAGGUGCUCUGUGUUUAAGCCUAGCUGAUAACGAGACCAAUGGUGACACUGUCAAUCAGAGCUCUUCGUCCUGCUGCAGUUCGGAAGAAGAUUUGAUUGGCGCAUCUGAGGAAUCCUUUGUUCCGAACCAGGGUGACAAUUCAAGAGGUUGCAAGCGGCCUUCGAAGAAUUUGCAGUCUCUUUGUGCAAAGAGGAGAAGAGAGAGGAUCAACGAGAAAUUGAGAGUACUGCAGCGCCUGAUUCCCAAUGGAACCAAAGUUGACAUUAACACAAUGUUGGAGGAAGCAGUCCAGUAUGUCAAGUUUCUGCAGCUGCAAAUAAAGGUAGUCUUGAGCUCUGACGAGACAUGGAUGUACGCACCUCUCGCCUACAAUGGUAUGGACAUCAGCCUGAGUCUGAGAAUUACCGCAGCCCAAGAAUGAACUGGUCAUAAUCCGAAGCCUUGUUGCUGUCAAGUCAAAUUCAGUACAUGGUGCAUUUGUUCAAGAUCUUAACCCUGACUUUGAAUUGUUCAUUUGCUUCUUGUGACUUAGAGGAAGGUGUUGCCUUGCCAGAUACAGUAAGUAAAUAUUGUACGAAUCAAAUAAGUUGGAGCAUGCCAUAUGUAGCAAGGAAACAAUGUAUCAAAUAAGUCUGAUUAAUGAUGAUGACAUU
Messenger RNA from Aegilops tauschii subsp. strangulata, 1222 nucleotides. The record is from RefSeq and is a predicted model, not a curated record. Lineage: Eukaryota; Viridiplantae; Streptophyta; Magnoliopsida; Poales; Poaceae.